Toxotes jaculatrix (banded archerfish) is the source of this 3485-nucleotide messenger RNA. RefSeq names its product family with sequence similarity 83 member E (gene sack1e). The transcript is spliced from 10 exons. Gene Ontology annotation, biological process: epidermal growth factor receptor signaling pathway. NCBI's taxonomy places the organism in Eukaryota, Metazoa, Chordata, Actinopteri, Toxotidae. The coding region runs from base 603 to 2513 and encodes 636 amino acids. The record is from RefSeq and is a predicted model, not a curated record.
GUGUAUGAAGUGACACCAGAACAACAGAGACUGUAAUUUAAUUUAAAUGUUGCAGCUAUAGAAGUCAGAGGAGGUACAUUAGGAUUGUGAUUGUGUGUUGGAGUGGCCAACUCAUCUGUCAGCUGCACAGAAUUUCUGGAAUCUGAGAACAAUGUCGGUGACAAGGAGUGGAAGGGUUAAGAGGAGUGAGAUGACAUGCAGGGGAGGGGACGCACAAAGAGCCACAGCGUCUGAAAGCUUAUGAGUAAUACUUGAGCCUGGGAGAUGAGACAUACUGCCUGGGAGCUGGGGGACAAGGCUGCUGCAGAAACAUACUCAAGACUGAACUUGUGAACCCUGAACAGGCUUUUCGUCAGUAAGGAGUGAUGUGAAAUCAUCAAGACAGCAACAUCAAGACAUCUAAAGAACUGUGGGUACCUCAUGCCAACGUGGAAAUAGGGUGAUUUUUGUGUUGCCAGGGGGAUGAUUGAAAGGAUUACUGUAACCAGAUUUAAGGGUGACAUGAGUUGGCCUAGGAUGGUCUUGUUGUCACACACUUUUAGUCAAUAGCGGGAACUUUGACAGGUAGCACUUUUUUCCCAGAGACACAUCAGACUGCAGUUAUGUCAAACUCUCAAAAGCAGAGCCUUGAUGAGGAUGCAGUGUUCCUGCCAGUGUAUGAGUCCUCCCCAGAGUUCCUAUACUGUGAGAGGGAGCGACAAGCAGUGGAGAGACUCCUGAGUGCGGGACCAGAGGCGUUCUACAGCUCCAUCGGCACAGAGCGCUCUGGCUGCUUCUUGUCACCCGAAGAGGUCGGCCAGAUAACCAGCUGGGGUCAGGACAGUCGCUUUAACCAGGUACAGGUGCAGCAGAAGGAAAAUGGAGUGGAAGGCAGCUCAGAGAUGGAGAACUUCUGCUCCACCUACUUCCCUUGCCACUCAGACACACCAACCCCGAACCUUGACCUGGGCUGGCCAGAAUCAAGCCCUUGGGUGCCCCAGGCAAGCGUUACAGUCCACACCAGUCCCCCUGCUGAAGGAGAACCUCCUGUCAGAGAGAUAAUCCGACGACAUUUACAAAAGGCUUCCCAAGUAAUUGCCAUUGUGACAGACAGACUGACAGAUGGUGCGGUGAUUGCUGAUUUGCACAAUGCUGCCUUCCGAGGUGUCCCUGUCUACAUCAUCCUGAACCAAAGGUCCAUUCAGGAGAAUUUCACUCUCAACAGGCUCAGGAAUUCAAACAUGCAGGUCCGGGUCCUCGGAGGGAAAACCUUCUGUUCGAGGACAGGAAGAAUGGUGGUUGGGGAAAUGAAAGACAAGUUUCUUCUGGUUGAUUUAGAGACAGUGAUUCAUGGCAGCUACAGCCUCACAUGGACAGACGCCCACCUGCACCGGCAGCUGAUCACUGUUCUAAAAGGACCAGUUGUUGACUCAUUUGAUAGGGAGUUCAGGAUCCUUUUUGCUGCUUCGCUCCCAGUCCCAGACGCGUGGAGGGUUGCAGGUACCCAUGCAGAUGUGACUCAUCCGCUAAAAGACUUCUCAGAUGGCCAGUUCCAAAAACAGCUCUCUUUGGACCCUGAGAUCAUCAACCCUCCAUCUCCACCUGCUGAUUCCCUCUUGGACUGGGAAGCCAUGGGUGUUGUCCAGAGAGACCCCUGUUUCCCAGACAGUCCUCUGGGUCAACAUGAGGAAAUCGUGGCCAAGGAAAUGCCCCUCAGGAAUAACAUGCUGUUUGACAGAAACACACCCAUCACAGAUGGUUUUAAUAAAAAUGGAAACCAAUUUGUGGAUAAAAAAAGGGUGUAUGAAAACACAUCUCCAGUGACAAACCAUGUGCCAGAUAAAUCGACAACUUUAAACAACACACAGCUCUCACCAACUACAGAACAAAUGAAGAGGGUGGAACGCAUGGUAGAAAAACACGUUUCCAGGCAACUCUCCACAGAGAGGUGCACCAAUGUAGGUGAGAAAACAACAACAAGACUUAAUGAUAAAACAGCUGAACCAACACACAAUAUGGUCACAUCUUCAUCUGCUAAGAGAAGAGAGCGCUUGGGGAGGGAGUCCAUUUUGGAGGAGAAAAGCAGCAUGAAUGGAACUAGCUCUAAAGUGGAGAACACACCAUCUUCUAGAAAACCUCUAAUCCUGAGGGUGCCGCAAUCUGAUAGUUUCAGUUCUCUGAGUGACAUUAUGAAGAGGAUUCAUCCUCAGCAGAGCACUUCAAGACUGUUCAAGAAAGAAUCAAAUGGCGCCAUGUCUGAAAUGAGCCAGUCCAUGAUGGACCUGAGCGUACACAACACAGAGCCUCAUGAUGAGAAAGAAGUCCCAGUGCCAAGGCUUAAGGCCAGUUGCUUUGACCCAGGUUAUAUGACACCUGCUUUUGCCCUGAUGAAGAAGAGGAACGAUGAUAUGAAAUCUGUAUUGUACAGAACUCCAAAAAACUUUCUGCCCAGAGAGAGGCCUCGCAGUUCCACUUUUGGUCUCGGCAUGGACUGGAGGAGGUCACGGACAGAAAAGGAAGGAGAACAAAAAUGAGGAGCAAGGACAAAAAUUCAUGAGCAACAUUUUCUGUGACAUCUUCUGUCACUGAGGACAGGAUGCUGUCAACAGUGGAUAAUUAUGACCUUUUGCAGUGUUAAUUACCCAAAAUAAGCCAAAACAGAUAGUGACUCUGAUGAUAAAAACCACUGUUAAUAUGUAGGUCGUGUUACAGUUUUAUCUUUUAUCUAGUGAAUCUGAUGAUUUAAUGUUUCACUGUCUGCUAAAUACAGUGUGCUUUACAUUUGAAUAUGUUUAAAUUAAAAACAGUUUGUUCAUGCUGCUCACAAUGAAUAGCUGCUUUAACCACUGUAGAAGUCAUAAAGUCAGUCACACGUGCUACCAAGAAUAAAUUAUGGAAGGACCUUUUGAUUGAAAAUUUUAAAAGCUCUGAUUCAGCCUUCAGCAAAUGGGAAUAUAUGUACAUUUCUGUUGGAUACUCGCACACGUGGGAGUAGAGGGACAUUAGGUUGCUUAUUGGCUAAAAAGCACAAAUGAUUGACUUAUGGAAACAUUUUUCCCAUUUGAUUGAAAUGGAAUUUUCUACAAAGUUCUACAGAGCAAAUAAAAAAAGACAUUUAAAAUUUUGUUUUCUUUCAUUUUUUGUCCACACUGGCAGUGUGGCUCUGUGGGUGGCAAUGUCAGUUGGUCUGUCCAUCCACCACUUUGUUCCCGACUGAAACAUGUCUGAAUGUACUGAUCAGAGAUUUUCUGUGGACACUUGUGGUCCCCAGAGGAUGAAGCCUAAAGACUUUGGUGAGCCCCUAACCUUUCCUCUAGCGCCACCAGCAGGUUUGGACAGAUUGGCACAAAAUUUUGUGCAUACAGUGUAUCCAGCCACCAUUAUGUAGACACUUGCCAUAACAUUUUAACAGUGAACAUUUGUUUUAUACAUAUCUAGAUAGAGGAAUUUUUGGUAGGUCUGCUCAUUAAUUUUCACAGUUAUUUGUGUUUCAUUAGUUUGGUUUU